This is a messenger RNA of Candidula unifasciata, 1296 nucleotides long. NCBI's taxonomy places the organism in Eukaryota, Metazoa, Mollusca, Gastropoda, Stylommatophora, Geomitridae. The record is from the annotation of a GenBank genome assembly.
AUGGACAAGCGUAGAAUCAACUUUUGUGUUCACAUAAGAAAGAAAUAUUUUGGGGAGGAUAACAGACCAAGCACCGGGAUGGGUAUGAUAGUGUUUGCCAUUCCCCUGUUGAUUCCCGGAAUUGUCAUCACUGCCGUGGCAUUCCAAGACGAGACCGGGUUUUCCAGAUUUAGCGCCCUGCACGUAUUUGGCAUGGUUUUGCUGGGUGCAGAUAUCUUACUGCUGAUUGCUGGUAUCGCACUUUGUGUCAGGUUUCAGUCCAAGGUUGUUCCCGAUGAUGCUUUACAAGUGAUAUCAAGCCAUAGAAAGAUUCGUAAAGAAGUUAACAUGGACACAGUUACAACAAUGAGCCAUAGCGAACUUCCACAAAAAGGCACCGAAUUCUCUGCCCAGUGUUGCCCAAGUAUUCCACCAGUUAACUAUUUUCUGAACAAGGAUCAUAAGAAAACUAAUCCUGAACAAAGUGCCUCUACAGGUGCUGCCUUUUCUAGCUUCUGCCAAAAAGAGGUCGCAGGAGCGGCUUAUUCAAAGACAAGUCUUGACAACAACUCGUCUUCUGAUGAAAGCUACGAUUCCGAUGACUGCUUUUCUGGAUCCUACAUAGUCAAUGAAACUAUCAUAGCCGACAGAACAACCCAAGGAAUUGAAUGUGAACGUGAUACAACCAAAGUCCCAAAAACAGAUUUUAGGAAUAUUGCAACCACUGUGGUUAUUUCAGAAUUAAUGAGACCCAAUAAUUUUUUUCAAUCGUCCAAAACGGAUAGCGUUCUGGAGAUUCAAGAAAAUGUUAGCAACAAACUGCAACAUUCUACACAUAGUACUACAGUAUUAAAAACACGCAAGGAAAAUAUGCAGCAUGAGAUUAGUUCACACAUAAAUGACCAUACAAUUGUUUCAGGUGAAACCCCCAACGAAGUUAAACAAGCUUCUGAUAUUCAUAAUACAAACUGUAGUCCCUUGUCCAGAAGAAGAUUACUUGGUUUUAGCUCGGAGAGUGUGUUAACAUUGCCUAAGACGCCUUUGAACCCAGAUAUUUCACCAGUGCCUUCUCGAAGAGUUUUGACACAACAUACUCUAUCACUGGAAGAGAAUAUUGCUGAUAGUCGCUCUUCAGUCUUCUCGGUAGCUACAGAGUUACAGGACUUGGGAAUUAGACAACAGGGUAAUAUAAGGAAGACAGACGACCCACUUUGGUGCUCAGAAAGAAAACAAAACAGUUUUCAGCCUGCUGUCCGGCCAGUCUCUUUUCCGUCUCAAAAUAUGAAAGAGCACGGGAGGGACUUAAAGUGUCUAUAA